Messenger RNA from Solea solea (common sole), 1781 nucleotides. It is a transcript of the gene bicdl2, whose product is annotated as BICD family like cargo adaptor 2. The coding region runs from base 281 to 1654 and encodes 457 amino acids. The record is from RefSeq and is a predicted model, not a curated record. Gene Ontology annotation, biological process: Golgi to secretory granule transport; vesicle transport along microtubule. NCBI's taxonomy places the organism in Eukaryota, Metazoa, Chordata, Actinopteri, Pleuronectiformes, Soleidae. The transcript is spliced from 10 exons.
UGUUUGCUUCCUUCACCUGUACUGUGGAGGCGGAGCCACCGGCUGUAUUUACAUGCUGUAUGUUUCCACUGCCAAGGAAACUAGCUGAGCCUCUCCUGUGCAAACACACCCAAACUCUCUCUCUCUUUCUCUCUCACACACACACACAUACACACAUACUUACCAAACAGGAAGAGCUGUUUCAUGCUGGCUCAGAUCAGAUUUAUGUGUGAAGAAGACAAGAUUUGACUGAUAACAGCAUCAGGAUCAAUGAGGAUUACAGGAUUUACCUGUCACCUGUAUGAGUGUGGAUUACAUAAUCUGGGAUGAUGCUCUCUCUCUGAAAGUGUCAACAAUGUUCACCCCCAGGAAAGACAGUCUCCCCUCCCCGAGCCUGGAGGACUCCUUCUUCCCUCUGUCCUCGUCUUCCUCGGUGUCUCUCUCCUUUGGUCUCCCUUCAUCCACGUCCUCUCCUGGCUGCAUUGACAGCGCAGGAGAGAUCGAGACAGAUUUAAUCCUUGCUGCAGAGCUGGGACGGGCGUUACUGGAGAAGAGUGAGGAGCUGACGGUCACUCUGAGGCAGAGGGAGCGGGAGCUGGAGGCUCUGCAGCAGGAGAAGCAUGUUCUUCAGAGGAGACUGGACAUGAAUGAACUGGCCUCCGGUCAGAAAGAGGCAGAGCUGACCACAGACUUAGUCGCCAUGAGGACUGAGCUGCAGCGACACCAGAGUCAGGGAAGAGACCGGAGGCGAGAUGAGAGUGAGCAGCUGACUCAGUUAGCCAAUCACAACCAACGGCUGGUGGAGCAGCUGGCAGAGGCGGUCACACUGGAACACACCUUGAGGACUGAGCUUCGAUCCCUCAGAGAAGAGAUGGAAGAAUCGUCCUUCAGCCGAAACAUCAGCUUCACACAGAUAGAGAAUAUUCAAGCAGAGAACAGAGUGCUGCUGGAGCGGCUGUCGUAUAUGGAGACACAACUCAAAGCCUCACAGGACGACAACGAUCGACUGCGACUGGAGAGAGAGAGACAGAGAGACAGACUCAACGAGCUCCACGUCAAACUGAGAGACAAGGAAGCAGAGAUAGAGCAGGAGCAGGGAGUGGUGUUUGAGUUACGAACCUUAAAUCGCUCUCUGCAGCAAAAAGCUCUGAACCUGGGAGAAGAGAGCAUCCUGGACAGCACUCACACACAACCUUUGUCUCUGCUUAGUGAAAUACAGCAAUCACAGGCCAAAGACGCUCUGCUCGCUCAUUCUACAGUCCUGCAAGCAAGAGACCAAGAGAUUCUGUCACUCAAAGAAGAGCUUCAGUCUCAGCGAGAAGAGCUGGAGACGAUAAGAGAAGAAGUCUCGCCGUUCAGAGGGAGUCAUGGAAAACCGAGCUACAGUUCCUUAGAGAGUGACUUGGCCACAGUGCGUCAGGAGAAAGAAUCCCUGACUCAGCAGCUUCUCAACACCAUCAAACACAAGGUGGCGCUGUCUCAAGAGCUGGAAGCCUGGCAGGAGGACAUGCGGCUGGUGAUCAAUCAGCAGGUGCAGCAGAGGGAGGAGGAGAGAGAGAAGGAAAGGAAGCAGGAGACAGAAAAAACCGUAGGACUCCAGAGAAGCAAGUCGUUGAAAGUGAAGGGAGAAGCAGGGAAACGCUUCUUCUCUUUUUUCAAAGACAAAGCCCUUUAAACAGCGACACUGUGGGAUUAUGUUACACACCUCACACACAUUUGUAUAUACACUGUACGCAUGUACAGUCAUUUUUAGACGUUAGUAUUUUGUAUCAAAAGUUAAAGCCUCUCUGGUCUCUAUUGGA